Messenger RNA from Mobula hypostoma (lesser devil ray), 5186 nucleotides. RefSeq names its product transmembrane protein 245 (gene tmem245). Bases 25 to 2625 code for a protein of 866 amino acids. Lineage: Eukaryota; Metazoa; Chordata; Chondrichthyes; Myliobatiformes; Myliobatidae. The record is from RefSeq and is a predicted model, not a curated record. The transcript has 18 exons.
UGCUGUUACUAAGCAAAGGCAAACAUGGCGGAGGAGGAGACGGCGGCGUCGGAGAGUAAACCUCUGCUCGUCAGGUCCUCGAGUGUCAGUCUCUUCACCGACUGCGUCCAGCAAGGAGUGCAGCAGCUGCUGCCGCUCAAGUUCGAUAAGAACAUUAAGCAGGCUUUUUAUAACACGGGCGCGUUGAUAUUUGUGGCCAUCUCUUGCGGUGCAGCCGUGCUGGUUUACUUUAUCCUGGAGGCGUUUCUGCGGCCGCUGCUCUGGGCCGUACUUUGUGGUACCUUCCUACAUCCUUUCAAGACCACUCUCACUAACCUGGUAAGGAAGUGGCUGGAUGGCCUGCAGAAUUCCCACACGCCUAUCGUCUUGGGCACCCUCAUGCUGCCUAUUUCCUUCGUCAACCAAGGGGUGGAAACGUUGGGCAAUCAAGUAUUGCUGAACCGCAAAAUACUGCUUCUGUUAGCCAUGGGUGCGCCUGUUCUCUCUCUCCUCUACUGCUUCAGCACCUGGGUUGGACUGCGACUGCUGCUCACUGACACCGGACGCUUAAUCUCCUUGGGGUUGGAGUAUUUUAGUACGUUGUGGGUCUGGACUCUCGUUGUUGGAUAUGUAUUGGCAGUUUCAUUUAAGUGGAAUACAAAAACAGAGCGUUUUCUUAAAACAAUCUCUGUUCCAGUUUGGACAGUGCUUCUCUUUUACCUAGCAUCAAUUGCUGGAGCUUGGCAAAUUCCAGUUUUUGUGGUGAUCGUCAUUCUGCUGGUAAUGGGAGCAUUUCAGGAAGGGACAGGGGAUGGCACUGGUUUGGAGCUGCCAGGUCAUGUGAUUCAAAUGGUUUUAGGCACUGUUAAUAUGGCAGUAUCAAUGAUGGGAUUCUCGAGUCAUCAAGAGGAAAGUCCAGCAAAAAAAUUACCAGGGUCUGCUGAAUCUAGAGACUUCAGCUCCUCGUCAUCUGCCACCUCCUCUGCCUCCUCAACCUUGUUUACUCCAAUCAGAGUACCAAGGCCUGGAAUUGUGUCAUUUGCCAAAAAGAAGAAAACAAGUGCAAUCUACUUUGUGAUGCUUGUUUGGGCUAUUGCUAUAGUGCAGAUCUGGCUGAAUCUUUGGAUAUUGGAGCUGCUUCCUGUUCCUGUAGCUGUUUGGGGGCUUAAGAAAUUGGUCCUACGUUUUGGAUUAAUAAACUUUGCAGAGAGACACAUUAGUAGUUAUUGGAAGAUUCUAUCGGCCUUUGUUAAAGACAGACAAGAUGCUCUAGCUCCAGGACCCAUACGAGGACUUGGAAGAAUUGUUAUAAAAGCUGACAGUAAGCUGUGGCAUUGGCUUAAUAAGCAGAUUAUUUUUUGUCUGGAGAGAUCAUUGGAUAAGUUGAUCAGCGUUUUUAUCAUCUUUUUGUUGGUUAUGGGAACGUUACUUCUGGCUCUGCUCCUAACUGCAAAGGUUCAUGAGGAAAGUGUUCACAUCAUCAAAGUCACCAGCAAUCUGAUAAAUGAGACUGUUGCUAACCAUCCGGAAUGGGCAAACUGGCUACCUGAGGCCCAGGUGAUACAGAAGGCACUAAAUUCUGCUGCUAACAACGUCUACCAGUAUGGAAGAGAGUGGAUAACCCACAAGCUUCAUAAGAUGUUGGGAGACAAGGUGAACAAUACAACAGUUAUAGAGAAGCAAGUUCUGGAGCUCUGGGAUAGGUUAUAUCAAAAUUGGUUUGUAAAGAAUGUAACUCAUUCUGGAAGGCACAAGGGGCACAAAUACACUAUCAGUCGGCAGAAUAGUUGGCUUGGAGAUAUGUUAGACUGGCAAGAUGUUGUCUCCUUUAUUCAUGAGAACAUUGAGACAUUUCUUUCCAUACUGGAGUCUCUGUGGAUUGUGAUGAGCAGAAAUGUGAGUUUGCUGUUCACAACUGCCACCACCUUACUGACGGUUUUGUUUCACAGCGGUACAGCGCUCCUCAACUUCGCCCUUUCCUUGGUCAUUUUCUUGACCACACUAUUCUAUCUGUUAAGUUCAAAUGAUGAAUGCUACAAACCAGUGAAGUGGGUGAUUGGCCUGACACCACUUUCCCAGCCAGGCCCUUCUUCCAACAUUGUGGGGCAAUCUGUUGAAGAAGCUAUACGCGGUGUGUUUGAUGCUUCCCUCAAGAUGGCCGCUUUCUAUGGGCUUUACACCUGGUUGACUCAUACUGUAUUUGGAAUCAAUAUCGUCUUCAUUCCAUCAGCUCUAGCAGCUACUCUUGGAGCAGUCCCAUUUCUAGGAACUUAUUGGGCUGCAAUGCCUGCAGUGAUAGACCUCUGGUUGACACAAGGAGAGAACCUUAUGGCUAUCCUCCUUCUCGUUUGCCAUUUGCUACCAACCUAUUUUGUGGAUACAGCUAUUUAUUCUGAUAUUUCUGGGGGUGGUCACCCAUAUCUCACUGGUUUGGCAGUAGCAGGGGGAGCUUACUACCUCGGCCUAGAAGGUGCAAUCAUUGGACCUAUACUCUUGUGCAUCCUAGUAGUUGCCUCCAACAUAUACAGUGCUAUGUUGAUGAGUCCGUCAACUGCCUUACCGACUCCUUCCCAGACUCCUUGGCCAUUGCAAAUACAUCGGCCUUUUGGGGAUAGUGCUGAGGAAGUAAAGCCUUCUACUGAGUGACCAUGUGCGUUUCCUUUUAUUACUGAGAGGAGUGUUGGCUCUUCCAUCUGUCGCUUUCCUGCACUGUUCAGAGUUGUGGCCUUCCUGUACAUCCAAAGAUGAAUAUUGUAUUAGCUGCAAUUGGCAGGAAGAUGUCAUUCACACCAGAUGUGCAUAAGGAAUUUGCUUCACAAUAUUUUGCACAUAACUAUCAAGAACACAAUCCAGAGUUUAUCUUUGUAACUCCUGAACCUUAGUUUUCAUACGAUCUCCAGUUAUAGUUCUUUUGCUGUAUUUGAUGUGAAGAAAGGUUGAAAUGUAUUUUAAUUUUAUUCUUAUGUUCUAAGUGCUUGCUGCAAUUAUUUGCAGACUUAAGUUGUUUUAAAAACGGAAUGUUAUGCCGGGUGCUGAAGUAUUGAAAACAUUUUGUAUUGGUUUGUUUACUUUCAUUUCUAUAAAUGUUCAUAACGCCUUGAUAGAUGGGCGAAUGGCCUGAUUGAGCCUUAAAACUACUUAGCUGAAGUAGUCUUUAUAUCCUUCCCCUCAAAAAUUAAAAUGCAACACCUUUGUGAUUAAAAGUACACAAAUAAUAUAGAUACUUAAGUUACUAAAUCAUUCUCUAUUUUGAUAGCCUUUGAAUUAUUUCCCUCUUUGAUAUUCACUCCUUGGUUGCAUGCUUCCUGUUGUUUGAAGUUAUGCAGUGCUUCAGUUUAAUCUACAAUAAUGAUUUAUUUGAAGUUAUUGUAUAAUUCUAAGUUGAAGGGAGUGGGAUGAUGUAAAUAGGUUUUACCAGAGAUACUUAGGAUAUAGGACAGUACAGUGGGAUUUCAUGGUAUUUUUGCCAGCCAUUGGAAAUGCCUUUAAUUCCCAUAGAGUGCACACUGAAGUUUUUUUUUGUUGAAUACUCAGUACCACAGUUCCAGUGUUCUGGGUACAAUCCUGACGUCCAGUAUUGUCUGUGUGAAACUGACACAUUCUCCUUGUAACCAGGAGGGUUUCUUCAUGUUUCCUCGCACAUCACAAAUAUGUGCAGAUUAAUUUUUCAUAGUAACCUGUCCCUUUGUGUAAGUGAAUGUUAUAAUCUGGGGAGAAUAAAUAAAUGAGUGCUUCAUAGUUGGUGAGUAGAUGGUCCAGUGUCUAUGUGACAUGCCUCUGCCUGAGCUCUGUGUCUCCCAAAUAGAACAAUAGAGGGGAGAAAGAACAGAUUAAAUUUGUGCAACCCUAUUACCUAUUUCAAGCAUUUUAAAGAGCACAUGUGGAAAGGGUUUUUCUUCAAUUUCUCUCCAUAGCAAGCUUACUGAUACAAAUUCCAUACCAAAUGUGUAUCACAAUGAAAUCUCUAACCUAGGCACAUGAUAGUGUCCUUAGGAGUUACAUUUCAGAGUUAAAAGGUGGUGCUGCUAUAUAUUGGAUUGAUUUCAAGUGAUUUUCUUUCAUAUGCAUUGGUUUAAAUGUAUUUCAGGCCACUUUUUAAGUUUGGAUUCACAUUGCCUUGAAUUUGGUAUGGAGCCAACAAUACAUUCUCGCCAACUCAAUGGAGUGAUAAUGGGUGUGAUCCUUAUUUGUUUCAAUCAUAAUUCCAGCACUACAGUGGAGGUACAGAUGAUAAAAUAUGCACUGACUUACAGUUCAUUUUUAAAGAAUUGACAAAUUUUAAGACUAUUGAAUGGAAGGCUAGGAGGAAUUAGAUUGAAAUACCAUUUUUUUACAUUUUAUUUAUAAAUGUUGAAAUAUGAAUAUAUUAAUUACACAAUAGACCAAUGCCAAUUUAUUCUCUUGUCUAUAAAGUUGUAAAAAUAGGAAAAAGGUUUAAUAAGCUAAACAGGUUAUUCUAUGAUUUAAUUUAGUAACUGUUAACUUCUGAGGGGAUUUAACAGUCACAAAUUGAUUUGAGGAUUUCAUGCAGAGAUGUAGAGCUAUAUCUGAAAGGGGAAAAUUAUAUUAACAUUAUUGGAAAUAUUUGUUACUCAUCUAUUAUUUUCUGUUUCUAGUCAGACAAUAACUAUAAAGACAUAAAAUCUGUAAAUACAUUAUAAUUUGGGGCACUUAACUCCUAAUAUGGUUGAAUGCAUUAACUAGGAUAUUGACAGAAGAACUCAUUUACACUGGUUGUAUUUUUUUUUAUUAGCAAACUGUUCCAAUUGGUAAUUAAUUUGUAUGGUACACAAUCUGAAAGUUUUGUGUAAAUGUUUAAAUGGUUCAAUUUAUAUCAAUUCAACUUAAAGUGUCAGGGGUUCCCAACCUGGCGUCCAUGGACUGCUCGGUUAAUGUUAUGGGGCCAUAGCAUUGAUAAAAGGUUGAGAGCCCCUGAUAUAGAUGUUCCCUUCCAACUGUAUUAGCAAUGGAUCCUGGCUGAGGAAUUCCAUGUGUGUGAUACUGAUACUUAAUUUUGCUUGGUUCAUAUGUAUUAAUAUAUUUGUUAUAAAGUUUUUAGAUCAUGGAUUUAUCAUGGUUUCUCCAAAUUAUUUUAAUUGAUAAACAUUAUCAUGGAAAAAAUAAAUUGUGUUAUUCACUUAUCUUAUUUGCAAGAGAUUUGAGGACAUAGCUAACUGUAACCUGUUUAAACUGAAUGGAUUCAAAAA